Pieris rapae (cabbage white) is the source of this 11115-nucleotide messenger RNA. RefSeq lists its product as uncharacterized. NCBI's taxonomy places the organism in Eukaryota, Metazoa, Arthropoda, Insecta, Lepidoptera, Pieridae. The record is from RefSeq and is a predicted model, not a curated record. Bases 301 to 9132 code for a protein of 2943 amino acids. The transcript has 19 exons. Gene Ontology annotation, biological process: protein phosphorylation. Gene Ontology annotation, molecular function: ATP binding; protein kinase activity.
ACCCCAAAGUAGAAAAAUCAAAAAUGGCGUUUUGUACAGCUGUGGAUUCGUAUUGCGCAAUUUUUAUGUAAAUGUUCGAAUUAAACCCAAUAAUUAAAAUAAUAAACUUGAAAUAGUUAUUGAGAUGAACUUAUAAUGCUAUUAUUUUAUCAGUUUAGCCGCGAAUAUUGUGCAGUGGUUUUAUAAAUUAAGUUUGUGCCGAACUGUCAUGGACCGUCGUCAAUUUUUUGUGUUGUGGUGAUGUAUUGAAAUAAUAAAUAAUGAAACGAAAAAUAAUACGGCUGUGCUAAUAAUGUAAAUAUGAUGGCUGUGUUAUGGGUGGUUUUAUUUUGGGCCUCAGUUGGCCUACGCGCUGUGUCUGGUCUACCCAUUGGGGAAACACCUCUAGCCUACCCUCAUGAGUCACAUAGUGAAGAAUAUGUUGGCUUGGGCUCUGAGGGUGGUUUGUAUACACUGCCAGCGCUGGCGUUGGUUUUAACAGCUGUUGGUCUCCUAUUUGGAUGUACUUGGUGUUACCAACAUAAGGAUUGCAAAAUAUUCACGGAGAGUGUGACGCAUCUCCACGAUGCACGCAGCCGAUCUCAACCGCCGGACUCUGGUUUCUCAGAACCGGCGAACAACAAUAUCAGUGAGGAUAACAACAAUGGACCGAUAUCCCUCAGAGAGAUGCAGAAUAUCGCCAACAAUAAUGCCGCGGUAUAUAUCGUCAGUGAAAAUGAGGAACGGAAUCGUAUACGGGAGUCCGUUGUCGAGUUUGAACCUUUGCCUCGUAUACGUGUCCUGGAUCCGUUGGAGAGAUGUGCUGAUUGGUUUGCUGGAGAUGAUUUUCCCAGAAGCCGAUUGCAAUACCUUAGAGAAAUUGGUCGCGGAUGGUUUGGCAGAGUAGUAGAAGGUGAAAUAGACGAUGGGCCGUCAUCAGGCACGGUGGCUGUCAAGAUACUAAACCAGAAUGCGAGUCUAGAAGACAAGGCUCGUUUUCUAGAUGAGGGUAGAAUGUAUCGAGAUAUCCAUCACGAAAACGUAUUACCGUUUAUCGCCAAAUGCCUAUCGGAGGACCCUUGGUUGCUUAUGUUCGAGCUGUGCUCUAUGGACCUCCAUCAAUACUUAGAAGUGAACCGACCGAAAAUGGCGAUACUAAACGAAAGUGGGGUGCCUCUACAGCUGAUGUGUGAUGUCACUUCCGGCUUAGCUCAUUUGCACUCCAGGGGAUUUUUAUAUGGUACACUGUGGAGCGGUACAGUACUAAUUCGUAAUGGAGAUACUGCACGUGCUCUUCUUGGCCAGUAUGGAACGAAUGAACCACAGCACGAUUUCUUCGCGCCCGAAGUCUCGAGACAGCCCGCUUCACACACUACGAGUAGUGAAGUGUGGUCCGUGGGCUUCCUCCUCUGGGAGGUGUGUGCUUGGGGGGCCACCCCGCCCCGUUCCCCGCCGCCCCCACACUUGCCCUGCCCCUAUAGGAACCACUUAUACCAAGUAAUGCAGCUCUGUUGGAAUCCGAAUCCUGAAAAUCGUCCAACGGCAUCACAAGUACACGCGUUACUCAAUCAUCUGCACACCACACACUUACACACCGAAACAGACGACCAUUUUGAGGAACGCUGGCAGAGACUCAAACCCAACACUAUCCCAAAAAUAGACGAACACAUAGCCAUAGUCCACGCCCCGUCCACGUCCACAGAUUCACAGUUCGGAUCUGAUCUCGAAUUUGAAAGCGCACAAACCAUACCAGACUCCCUGAGCGUAGGAGAUACUGCAGUAUCCCGAUCUAGCAGCAUCAUGUCUGACAAGGAACCUCUUUCAGUCCAAAUAAAGUCGGAAAGCCUUAACAAUCUACAUGGAUCCUUCGAGGAUGUCCGAAACAUUUAUCUCACGCACAAUGAAGCGGCGGCCCUCGAAUGCCACCAGGGAAACAUCGGUAUGGAAGAGAAGGAGGAUCGCUCCGACAGCUCGGUCGAUCCUUGGCUCAAAGACAUCAUAACCGGAAGCCAAGAUGAUGUGAGCUACUUCAAAGACGUCAGCGAUGUUAUCAAGAAUCUCGAUAAUAUAUUGAACUCCGAGAAAACUUCAAGCUCCGAAUCGAGCCACCAGGCCAGUCCUUCGAGGGACAACCUCAGUCUAGAAUGCAAGAAGGACUAUCCUAUGCAGACGAGCCUCGUCAAAUCUCCUGGAAUACGGAAUUUCCAAAACAUAUCAGAAAUGGGUUUCGAUUCCAAGGAUGAUUCUACCUGCGAUGAUGAUGUCGACCGGGACGCGAUCGGAACUUUGAGUCACUCCUUUGAACGCCACAGCGACACAAAUAGCCAAUAUACACUCGAAAAUAUAACACCCGAAACGCCGAUAAAAGACUUCGUUAGUAAUCUUAAUGAAACCUUUAGCGAACAAAACUUUAGCAUAGUAAACGAAAAUACAACUCUGCCUCGAGAAGAAGAAUUGCCAAACGAUAAGAUAGAAGAUAGUGAUAAAGAAGUACCCAAAUUGAAGGAAUUAUGUGAACCCUUGCCUAGAUUAAGUAAUAAAAUGGAAAUGAUAAAAGACUGCACAUCGAAAGAUAAUAAUGCUUUAGGGACUGAUAUUGUUAAAGAUACUAAGUCAGUAGAAUUAAUACCAAGUGAAGGAAUUGAUAUGAGAGAAACGAUUUGUGAUACUGGAAUAGACCAAACGCAUGAUUUAACAGAAUCUCAAAUUCCAUUUUCUGAGAGUGAGAUUAAUUAUAAAAACAAAGAUCCACUAGUCAAUGAAAUAUCUACUACAUUAUGUGAUAUAGAGCAAUCAGAUGAAAUUGCUAGGGAAGAAAAUAAAGAUUUAAAACACGUUCAUUCUGAAUCGAUAGUCCAAACAGCUAGCCAAACUAUAAAUGAAGUUAAAGGCAUAACUACUAAUAGUGAUAAAGACGUUCACGAAAUAGAGACCAACGUUAAUUUUGCUUUGGAAUCAAGUAAUCUAAAUAGUGUAGUUGGUGAUCACCAAGUGGAACAAAGCUGUAUUACACACACGGAAUUGUUUUUAGCAAAUGAAAUAGAAGCACAAAAUGAUCAAAACUGUGAAAGUGGUAAACAAGGUAAUCUUAGUAAUGUUAUGCGUGACGCAGAAAAGCAAAUCUCGUAUAUAAAUGAAGAUCAAAUGCAAGCGGAAUUGAUUCAAGAGACAUCCAUUACAGAUGUACAUUUAGAUGAAAUCGUUAACGAGCUAGAAUACAAUGAAGAUAACAGUUUUGAUUUGGAGACUGGUUGUGCAUCGUUAGAAAAUGUUAUUAAUUUAGGAAUUAGUCAUGCUACUUUAGAUAAUGAAAAGUCGAAGGAUUUGAACUCUAAGGAAUCUCAUAUAGAAAAUGACUUAGAUAUAGAAACUGAACUAGAAAACGUAGGAAUAUUAGCAGAGCUACCUGAUUUAGUACAAAUAAGUGAAAGGGCAACCGAUAUCAUAAGUAAUACUCAAGAAUCUCAAACGGAAUCUCAGUAUUCACCUGAAAAAGUACAAAACAUAAGCAAGGAAAACAUUUCGUCCGAUUCUCAAGACGAUACCAUCUGUCUGGACCAACUCACAGUUAAAUAUAUAGAUUUGGUCGGAACAAAACCAGACAAUGAAAAUGCGUCAGAUAUGUCCACCGACAGCACUGUCUAUAUGAACUUUUCUGGAAAACCAAACGAAAUCUCGAAAAUGUAUAAAAACGAAACGUUGUCGUUCUUAGAAAACCAAACGGUGUCCGAAGCUGAUAUAGAAAAUAAUGAUUCCACUGUUUAUUUAGAUCUCCCUAGCGUCAUUAGAGAGAUGGACGCCUUCUUGGGUGCAGAAAGGUUAAUUAGUGGUCGUGAUGUAGGGUUUAAAGAUAAUUUUCAUGCUAGUACCCCUGUAGGUAGCAAUAGCUCCGCUGAUAACGUCUUAGAUUCUAAAGAGCGUGACACUGUAGUGAAUCCAAAUAAAGUACCAGACUAUUCUGCAAUGGCCUUGGAGAAACUAGAACAGAAAGGUCCAGUAGACACCAGUCCCUUUGAAUCGCCGACGAAAAGUCACCCUACGGAUACAUACGACGAGAACAGCUCAGUCGUCUUAGGACCCUUCGAAAGCUAUACCCAAGACACGUUCAAAAGUAAAAUUGGGACGGAUCUAGUAGAUUUACCUAAAGAAGAACUCUUAGCUUUUUCGUCGAACUUUAGCGAAAUAAAUCUAGAAACGCCAUCACCGUUACGCGAUGGGAACUUUUUAAACGAAGUGCCGGAUUUAAUUCACGAUGACUUCGACGACAGUACGAGUCAGCCAAAACCAGUAGUUUUAUCGGAUCACCACACUGAUACGGACGAAACUGAGGAACAAUCGACAACAGAGAAGAGAAUAUCUCCAUUGACUCCACCCAAUUCGCCUGGAAACUUUCUAGCGUCUACGUCUCAGGUGUACGUAGUGGAUAUCGACCUAGACAACGAACCCGUACAGCACAUUGAUAUUAACGAAAUUGACGUUUCUCAGUUGGCAAUAGCAGAAAACGAAAAUAAUAUGAACUUAGAAUAUUCCGGACCGUUAGUGGAAGAGAGCUUGAACGAUUCGAUAACAAGGUUCAAUGAUACGUUGCCGGAAUCUUUUUUGGCGGGAAAUGGCGGAGUUGAAGAAACGGAGAAUGUGGGGAUAGAUGAAGAACGAAUGAAGGAGCUUAGGAAUGAAUUAGAAUUGAAACUGCCAUUGGCCCAGGUGGCAGGUAUUGAACCCGCUAGUUCGUGGACUGAAUUGCCUCCUCCGCCUGAGUUGUUAGUGACGUAUGGAGCUCUCAGUCCAAUUGCUGAAGAAACGGGACACCAGCUCAUCGCUUAUGAAAAUGAUGAUAAUUGGAACACCUCAGUACGCACAGAAUCGUCUGAAAGUUAUCCAGAACCAGCCAACAAUUCCACAGACGAAGUGACAGAAUUACCAACGGGACUGGCCAGUGCCACUCAGCAAUCACAACAUUCGACAUACACCAUACACUCUAAUGGCACAUACACUUUGCAACGAGAUGUCAGCAAGGAAAUCACCAUGAGCGCCGACAGUUUAAACGGAAGUCCGUUAAAGAAAGUUCCCGAAGAAACGGCAUCUCCGGACGCCGACAAGACCUACACUAUAUGCGACGCGGAAAAAGAAUCAAACUGUGAAAGAAUAUCUCAAGUGUCCCCGUUUCUUCUCAGUCCGACGACUGAGACGUCCGCUCCCUCAGAUCUGCACGCAGCCGUGUCCACUCUGUCCAAGGCGACAGUCCCCACAGACGCCAAAUCAUCAAAACCAUCCGAAACCCAGUGCUUGUCGAAGGCGACAAGCAUCGACUCGUGGUGUUCGAACGACACACUUUAUAACGUCGAGGAGAACUUCGACGACUUGGCUAUGGAUCCCGAUCUGCCUCUCGAUUUUGCGGAACCGGAUAGAGAUAAGAGCGAAAGCGAGGAUACUCUCACUCACAACGAAGACGAUAAAGAGCUCAGCCACUGCUCCACUUACAUCGUCCACGAUAGCAAGUCUGAACUCUGCGAGACGUUCUCUCCGGAUUCCAUCACCGCUAACGAUAAUUACACUUAUACCAAAGUGAAGACGACGCCAUCCGCUAACACCAAAUCGGAUCUCAACGAUUCGACGAAAAAUACUCAAACUAAAGAUUUAGCUUACGGCACGCUUGGAUCCGGAAUGCCUUCGUUUUCGAACUGCACCACCGAACUCGCUUCUGCCUUCGACGAUACGUGGAAGUUACCGCAGCCGGAAUUAGUUAGGAGAUCACCGAUGAGCGAUGUAAUAAACGUCACUCCACUGACUAAAGCUGAGGAUAAAAUUUACGCGUUUGAUUCACCGGAUGUAGUCACUAUACCGAAACUCAAUAAAAUGGAUAGUGUAGAAAUAACUUUCGAGGAUCAUGAUAAAGAUGUAAUUUAUCCUGUACUUAACGAUUGUUCCAAUAUUAAUUUCAAAGAUGUCAUAAAUGCCAUGACUAGCACUCCGGUGACCGAUGCGGAUGAUAAUAUGGGAGAAGUGGUUCCGUGUACCUUAACGAAGUUAAACGAUGAAGACGCUGAAAUAAGUGCUAUAACUUCAUCUUUUUUAAAUGAAGUUUCGCCUAAUAACAUCAAAGAGACAGGCGUGAAUCAUAUGGGCGAUCCGUUUUUGAUGACCACUCGAAUAAGCGAUGAUAAAAGUGGAAUAAGUGAUAGUGUAUCUAAUUUUGAAGAUUCUAUACUUUCAGCAGUGCAGCAAGAAAUGUCCAACAAUACAGAAGUGGUCGCAUAUUUAGAUACGUCUAAAAUAAACUAUAAUAAUUCUGAGGUCCCCGAAACGAGUGAAGUUAGUUCGAAAAAUUUUAAUUUAUUUCAGCAAUCAGCUGAAAUUAGACCACAAAAUUCAAAUAGUGAUAACAAUGCAAUUAGUCCCAAAGAAGAAAUUUUGAAUUAUUACACUAACGAUGACAGUUCAAAAAACACUGAUUCUUUUAUUAUGUCGGUGGAAAUGCGGCCGCAAGAUAUAUCGAACGCUCACAAAAAAGCCAACAAGGAAAAAAAUAAUAUAGUCAACGCUGUGGACGAUGAUAUUAGUUUAAAAUCAUUUCAAUCAUUCCUAGAUUCAGCCGAAACGAAGCCACAAGAGAGAUCGUAUAGUAAAAGCAAAGAUCAGCAAGUAACGUCAAGCUAUUCUGUCCCGUUAAAAGACUCAGAAACAAAAGCAGAUAAUUCUGAAUCAAGCCUUAGUCUGAUAAACUUUCAAUCAUUCAUCCAAUCUGCGGAAAUAAGACCACAAGAUAUCUCUAAAACUAGUAGCGAACGUGUAAGCUCUAACGGUGAAAAUUCUGAUAGAGACAAUCAUCUUAGUCAGAACACCAACGAUAGUUUGCCUGUAUCUAAGAAAACUAUCUCUUAUUCUGAUUUUGAAAAUUCUGCAUCUUCAAAACCACAGGAUAUGCAAUCUUUGGAUACGUCUCGAAGCUAUGAAAGCGGCGUUGGGUCAGAGGGGUUUCAGAACUUCGAGGCAUUCGCUAGAAAUCGCCCACAAGACUUACUAUCCCUAAUCGAUGCUAGUUCAAUGCUACUCAGCAGUGAGAGGACGACGAGUGAACACGCGAUAAAUAGCUUUUUGAAUAGAGACAUUACACCUUCAACGAGUAAACUUUGCCAAGAACAGUCAGUCAUUAUAAAUCCUUCGUUUGCAAGUUUUAGGGAUUCGCCUGACCGAGAUAAUCACGAUGGUUUUGUGACUUUGGAUUUAGAUGAAAAUGAACAGCCGCAUUCAAUUAUAAUCACUGAAAGCCCGGUUUUAUCUAAGAUCAAUAAAGAUGAGGCUUUAGAUUCACUCGGAGAAGAUUUAAGUGGAUCUAAAGCAGAUGAAGACAUCGAGAAUGUGAAUUUAUCAAACAACAUUCUGGAGAAAAGUUUUAUGAAAGACGCUGAAGAGGAACCAAGUGAGGCAGCCAAAUGUAACGGAAGCAACCAAGUAUUCGCAACCGUAAAUUUUAUAAGCGAAACUUUUGAAGAACUUUUAGAGAGUAAUGUCGAUGACAACGAAGCACAUGAACCGAAAGGCACCAAAAAUGAAACAAGACAUGUUUCAGAAUCCAAAAGUCCAACGAAAGAUGUCUCGGAUCAGAUGAAAAUCCAAAAAGAAAGCGAAGAAAAAGUAGCAGAUGUCACUCAGGAUUUUUUGCAAAAUGAAAAGAAUUUUUGUCAGCUUGAUGCGUACUUUCCACUCCUCAGUGAUAUAAGAUUCACAGGCCCAGGAACAGAAAUAAUGAGUACCUCUUUCACACAAGAAUCACCAACUGAACCAACAUCCCCCGAGUGCGAGCGAGACAGCACUACGGACAAAGACAAGCCCUCCGAGCUAUUGAAAGAGUGGGAUAGCGAUACAGACUCACAUUCUACUAAUUCGUCUAGUGGGGAAUUUAUAUGGAAGGACGGAGACGGACACGAGACAGCCCUUGUGCCGAACACGCAUUUCCAACACCAACGCGAUAACAGUCAGCCAAGCCGAGCUGAGGCAGAAUCUACUCAUGAGGCGUCGUCUGUUGGAUCUGGAGAUUCCGGUUCAGGGUCGGAAGGUGAUGAGGUGGAAUUUGUGCCGUCUUCGUGGGACUGCCGCGCGGCGCCAGCUAAAUCUUCGCUUAGAAGUCUAGAGCAACCAGCGGAUGGUAAAAAACGCGUAGUGUUCAAGCGUCAAAAGUACCAUUGCGUAUACGAGUACCCGCGCGAAGCGAGCGAUCUGGACGUUGAUUCACCCGCGCACUAUUUACCCGAUCUCUCCACUUAUUGCGAAUGGGAUCCACGUAGCGCAGAAGAAGCGGAAGUUGGUUACGGACAGCUGUAUGGAGGGCCGAGUCCCUUUGACAUGUAUCCUCUUAGAGCUGGAAUCGCCUUUGGAGCUGACUACGACGAAGACUUCUACAUAACUUCAACAGCGCGGCCUUUUGAAUUAGGGGUACUAUCCACAACGAGCCAAUUCUUUCCCGGGAUGCAUCUCAAGCAAUCCUUACUACCCGAAAACGACUUUCCCCCUCCGUCGCCCUUGCCCCCCCUCGAUCCCCCCCUCACUAUCCCCAAAACAUCUUUAGACCUAACGACCCCAGAUUCAGGCGUAGACAUCACCCCCACAAUUGAAGAAGAUUUAAAUGAAUGGAAGCCAGACAGUACGAGUUCCAGUGAAUCGGUCAGCCCGAGUUCUCCGGGGGGAGAACUGGGUGGGCUGAGACAUACAAGGGAUAAGCUGAAGCUGGAUUUACCCCCCAGCCCCCAUCUCCCCUCGCCGAAGCACAACAGGGUGUUUAAUUUUGUACUUGAAAAGCCGAAACGUCCGGAACCCGUUACUCCGUUAGUGAUGACGGACGAAACCCCCAUCAUGAUGUCUCUCCCGUUAAUCAAACGCGAUGAUCCAAUGCCGGAACCAACUUUCUCGACAUUCGGAAAGUCAACUUGCAAAUCCACAGCCGACCCCAAAAACAUUGUCUUAACCGACAACGAAAACGUGGAAACGGAACCCGAGACAACGGAUAAUCCGGAUAUGAAAAUAGAGGAAAAACCGGAAAAAGUUGAGCCUGUUAAAGGGGAGGGAACGGUUUUGGAUAGCGGCGAUGAAGAUUCCGGUAUUGAGAGCAGUUCCAAGGCAACGUUGGAACGAAAACCGACUUCGAAUAUCUCAUAAAAGCUAUGAUAAAAAGUUAUGUCUUAAUAGUGGUUAUUUAUAAAUGUACUAUAAACGUCAAUUAGUUAAAAGUUGUCUUGAGAAACAAAGACAUCAGAUUAGAUAGAUUCAGUUGCUAUUUGAGGCUUAUAGUAUGUUUAUAAAAUUAAGCGCUUAUAAAAGACAUGACCGGAUGUGUCAUUAAAGUAAUUAAAUAUAAAAAGCAUUUCUUGCUUUCUUACCUAAUAAAAUAAGGUAAAGUUUUAAAAAUCUCAUGUCUAGGUAAUACUUUCCGGCUAGAAUCAAAAAUUAGGAAGUGAAAUAAAACAUUAAGAAUAUGAAAGUGCAGAUAUCUAGAAUUGUUUACAUCAUAUGUUUUUAUCAGUAAUUGCGAUAAAUCAGAAAAUUUACAGUCAAUUAGCCAAUUCAAAAGUAGCGUAUACUGAAGAUGAACAUAUCUCUAAACAACGCCCAGUGAACAGAACAAUGGUACAAAAUCCGUGAAUUCAAUUGUAGAUAUAGUUUAAUGCUUUAUAGCCUAUACUACGGCCUAUAAUCCGUUCAACGUUAAUCACAACGCCUGUACGUAACGUAUACGAUAACGUACAAACUUUUCCUUCAUAAAAAACGCAACUAAUAUCUCUCGGUCUCUUUCUGUCAAUAGUGUUUACGCUGUGAUAGAAAGAGACAAUUAGUGUUUUAACAGUAAAUCUGAUUUGAUUUUUAAGAAGCUUAGUCUAUAUACUUUAUUUUCAAAUUUUUUUAAUUCUUCUUUCCUUUUUAAAACUAAAUAAAAUAUUUGAGAGAAUCUUAAAUUUGGCUUUUGAGUCAAAGGCGUUGUGAUUGAACGGAGCCAAAUUUUAUACUCCGUCAGACUACUUGCUAGAUACGUAAUAUAGUUUAGUUAGUGGACGAUAAAUUUUGCCAAAUGCGCGUUUAUAUCGCACAAUCUUCCAUCGGUUUCGGGUGUUGUGAAGGUGCGAUCCGAAUUUCUCAUUGUCUCAUAGAUCUAGUGAUUUUUAAAUACAAUACUCUCACGGCCAUAACCGCACAAGUAAAUCGCACAGUCAAAUGAAUCUCAUAGUGUUAGGAUCGGAAAGCGCGCUCUCAACUUCUGAUGAAAGGCCAAUUGUUAGAUAAGUAUAUUUAAAUAGUGUGAAAGGCGUACGAAGCGAUCGGUGGCUGAAAUCUAUUGCCAUACAAAAUUUCUCAUUUUAAUACUCGAUUUUUUUUCACUGGCAAUACGACGUCACCGCGUGUGCAUGUGUGUGUACGCACUCGAUACGUCCAUUUGAACCUCUCGUGCAAUCCUUCAUUUUCAUAUCGACGCGAUUUAAUUUUUUGUAAAUAUUAUUUUAAAUGAUUUUUAAGUAUUGAAAUUUUAUUCUACGCGGUUAUUCUUUUUACGAUAUUUCGUUAAUGUACAGAUGUAAAUAAGUAUAGAUGUUCAUUUUGUUGUAAUUGCAAGUAGGAAUAAUUAGUUUUGAAAUUAGAGCCUAGAGUUCUAGAAUUCGUGUUUUGAGACUUAGUUUUGGAAAUUUGAAUUUUCAACUACUGCUAAGCUGAUAUUCAAGAAGUUUAAGUAGAUACCUUAAGUAUGCAGCUAACGCAUUAGACAUGUUUUUGACAUACCGGAGUCAUACUUAGCGCUGUCACGAAAUUUGUAUUCUUCGUCACUUACAUGACACACUGAGAUUUGCCGAUUAAUAAAACCGAGUCUCAAAAUAAGAGUUCUAGCAUUUGACGUAGCGUAAGUUAAGAUCUGUGUAUUUAGAUUUUUUAAAUAGUUCUUUAUACGAUUAGAAAUUUCAGCUAAUUGUUGUAGAUCACGUUUACAUUAAUGUUUUUAUUUGAAUGAUUUGUCAAAAAUUACGAUAUUUAUUGGUUGAACGUUGUUAUUUUUAAAAUGAAUGGAAGUGAAUAUGAACGCAUUCGAUGUCUUUUCAUAUUGUGACAUGUCGAGUCUUAUAGUAUUUAUAUGGAAAAUAAAGUAAUAAUGAUAUA